UACAGAGUACAGACACGCAUGCGAUCACACACUCUCAGUGUUGUAUGGACUGCCUUACCGUACUAGUGAGAAGGAGAGGGGUGGGUCUCAACUACAUUACAGCAAGCAAGAGACUGAAUUAACCUUAAAGUUUAUGGCCAGAUUAAAUGCGGUAGAAGCGGCUUUCUCAACUUCCUGACCGGUUGCUACAGCGCCAACCUUCGUUUUCUGUUUACUUUCAUUGUAACGCAUUUUAAUUUACUGAGGAGCUUUUAGUUUGAUUAACGGCGUUUGUUUCAGGAGUGUUUCGUUUGGCCCCGGCGUCUCAUCGGCGUGGGUUCGAGCGCAUUUUUAGACUGAACAGUCCAAGUGUUCGGCUGCUGAAUGUAGGAUAAAGGUCAUGAACAAAAGCGCCGUCACAGAUGACAUGGAGAUGCAGCAUGAUCCAGAAGUGCAGUUUAAACUGGCUCACCCAGAUUCAGAAAGAAUCGACCCGGGGCCCAAAACCCGAGUGAGGGGCCAGUGGUCCAGUAAAGUGGAGUUUAUCUUAGCUGUUGCGGGACAGAUCAUUGGUUUGGGAAAUGUGUGGAGGUUUCCAUAUCUGUGUUACAAGAAUGGAGGAGGAGUGUUUUUCAUUCCAUAUGUGGUAUUUCUGUUCGCCUGUGGGAUUCCUCUGUUUCUCUUGGAGAUUGCUUUGGGUCAGUACACCAGCCAAGGGUCUAUCACCUGUUGGAGGAAGAUUUGCCCACUAUUUGAAGGUCUGGGUUAUGGAAAUCAGGUGGUCGUUUUAUAUUCCAGUAUCUACUACAUCAUCAUUCUGGCCUGGGCUUUCUUCUAUCUUUUCUCUUCUUUUAGUGGUCAACUACCGUGGGCCAGCUGCAGGAACUGGUGGAAUUCAGACACCUGUGUAGAGUUCGACCGGACGGAAGGCACAAGAAAUUUGAGCUUUGCGGAGAAUGCAACAUCACCUGUUAAAGAAUUCUGGGAGAGGCGGGUAUUGAAUAUAACAGGAAGUGUGAAUGAGCUGGGCAGUGUGAGGUGGGAACUUGCUCUGUGUCUUCUGUUGGCCUGGAUCAUCUGUUACUUCUGCGUGUGGAAAGGAGUGAAGUCCACAGGCAAGGUUGUGUAUUUUACAGCUACGUUUCCUUAUGUCAUGCUGCUAGUGCUUCUGAUUCGAGGUCUUACGUUGCCCGGGGCCAUAGAUGGCAUCAUCUUCUACCUCUACCCUAAUCCAACACGCCUCACAGACCCACAGGUGUGGAUGGAUGCUGGAACACAGAUCUUCUACUCUUAUGCUCUUUGCAUUGGGUGCCUCACAGCUUUAGGAAGCUACAAUAAGUACAACAACAACUGCUACAAAGAUUGUAUUUAUCUGUGCCUGUUGAACAGUGGAACCAGUUUUGUUGCUGGCUUUGCCAUAUUUUCAGUUUUGGGCUUCAUGGCGUACGAGCAGGGAGUAGAUAUUUCAUUGGUGGCAGAGUCAGGUCCUGGUUUGGUCUUCAUAGCAUACCCAAGAGCCAUUGCAAUGAUGCCUAUGCCUCAGCUGUGGUCCAUAUGUUUCUUCAUCAUGAUUAUUCUGCUGGGGCUUGACAGUGAGUUUGUAUGUCUGGAGGCUCUUAUGACAGCCAUAACGGACACAAAUCCCAACUUUUUCCUACAAGGACAACGUCGCAAACUGUUUCUCCUCCUCGUCUGUGUGGCCAGCUUCCUCGUUGGCCUUCUGAUGGUGACAGAGGGUGGUCUGUAUAUCUUCCAGUUAUUUGAUUAUUAUUCCUGCAGUGGAAUGACCCUCCUGCUGUUUGCGUUUGCACAGUCAUUGUGUAUUGGCUGGAUUUAUGGUGCUGAUCGUCUUUAUGAAAACAUUGUAGACAUGAUCGGUUACCGUCCUUUGACGCUAAUGAAAUACUGUUGGAAGUACAUCACUCCUAUUGUGUGUCUAGGCACAUUUGUUUUCUCUCUGGUUAAAUUCACUCCUCUGAAGUUUAACAACACAUUUGAAUAUCCAUGGUGGGGCUACGCUGUCGGCUGGUGGUUCACCCUCUCUUCAACAUUACUGGUUCCCAUAUGGAUGAUCUAUGUUGUCCUCAUCACACCUGGUACACUGAAACAGAGAUUGAAUACCCUCUGCACUCCAUCCAGCGACCACUCCAUCCAGCGACCAUCAGCAAGACCGAAAGACGCUGUGACCCAAAACUGGAAGUACAGCAUGUACUGUAUAUCAUGUCCUGAUAGAGAAACUGUAUAAAAAUAUCCUUGGGCUGUAAAAGGACAACUGUAGAUAGCGUUAAUGCCUUUAAAGAUACACGUUCACGUGAGCUCCUAAGAAGGCAUAACUCCAACUGUAGCUGACUAUGACAAUCUACAGUAUUUUAAGGUUACUGAAGGGGUAUUUUACAAAGAGUUACUGUGAUUGUGCCCACUGAUAGUUUGGUUUAUUUGCACACGUUAUGUUUUUUUACACCAGAUAUGCUGAAGGUAAUGGCACAAACACGGCCAAAAAACUGUGCUGAAUGGUGUUUGCAUGGCACAGACUGCCAGUUUGCAGGCUGGUGUCAUAAACGUGGGUCUCCCCAGAUGAGUGAAUCUGUCAUGGGACACCAAAGUGAUUGGCUAAUAGAGCUGUGUACUCUAUUCAAGUGCCUGAUUAUAAAACCUUAUCUUACCUUAUCUAUACCGUAUGACCAAUAAUUUAAAAUAUAUAUAUAUUUUAAAUAGUAUAGAAACAAAGCUGUAGAUCAUAAUAUGGUCUAGUCACUAGGACUGUCUGACAUCCCUUUAGCACAUAAUAAUGAAAAUCUUAAUAUGCCUUGUUCUUCAUUAUCUGUUGUGAUCAGGUGAUCAUCUUGCUAAAAAAAUCCAUUAACCACUGCCAUGGGAGUAAAAGCAAAUAGCACAAAGUUUUGCGAAAGACACACAAACUCUAAAGAGUCUAAUUUACAUAGAAAAAAAUAAAAUUGCUCUGAAAAGUACUUAUGACUUUUAUAAAAAUAUGCAACUAACAAUGACCUUAAAUACUGCAGAAUUGGUAGGUGAAUUGAUAGGUUUUUGUGCUUUCAUACAUGAAUGUUACAGUCUUAGUUACUCAGUUAUGAGGCAUCUCAUGACCUUACUCGAUUAUAAACAGCUGCAAGAUAUGAGACAACACACAACUGAUACGAAAAACAUCACAAAAAUGAGGGAGUGGACCAGUGACAUUUUGAAAGGACCAAUGUUCAUUACAGUUGGUAUACAAAACUUUGGAUAAUAUGUUACUUUUUUCAGUUAGAAAGACUUUUAAUGUUUAAACCAGAGUGGCUUAAAAAAAAUUCAAGGUAUGUUCUGUAAAUCAUGUACAGUGAGGGAAAUAAGUAUUUGAUCCCCUGCUGAUUUUGUAAGUUUGCCUACUUACA
Messenger RNA from Triplophysa rosa, 3368 nucleotides. RefSeq names its product solute carrier family 6 member 22, tandem duplicate 1 (gene slc6a22.1). Gene Ontology annotation, cellular component: membrane. NCBI's taxonomy places the organism in Eukaryota, Metazoa, Chordata, Actinopteri, Cypriniformes, Nemacheilidae. The record is from RefSeq and is a predicted model, not a curated record. The transcript has 15 exons. Gene Ontology annotation, biological process: sodium ion transmembrane transport. The coding region runs from base 380 to 2224 and encodes 614 amino acids.